Messenger RNA from Arabis nemorensis, 282 nucleotides. NCBI's taxonomy places the organism in Eukaryota, Viridiplantae, Streptophyta, Magnoliopsida, Brassicales, Brassicaceae. The record is from the annotation of a GenBank genome assembly.
AUGGGGAGAAUCGAGUCUGUUCGUUGGGGUCUUGGAUAUCAAGGGGGUUCUGGCUGUGAUAGAGAAGGCCAAAGUGAACGUAUUAUCUUUGUCAAAAGCAGUGGUGCUACAGAUGUUCCUCAAAAACAAGAUGGAUCUGUGCAAUCACCAGGACACAUUUGCAAUGACCUUGGAACUGGUCAUAGUAAGAAUAUCAAGAUCUCGAUGGCUGCUCGUGAGAUGAAGACUCACACUUCCUCAGGGUCCUCUUUUGGCUGCCGAGAAAUUGAAGGAUAUUUAUAA